AUGGACGACCAAGAAGUUGAUGCAGGAGUAGGAGAUACUCUGCAGGCGCGGUUGGAUGGUGUUCGGGCGCGCCACGAGGCUGGCGAGUACGACGAGGCGGACUUGGAGAUUUUGCUUCUAGGAACUCGUGCGCAGUGGGCGCGUGAGCAUCCCCCUCCCCGUGCUGAAGCGGACGGCGCGUCUGCCUCUCCCCGACCCGUGCACAACGAAGAACUGCUUCCACAGGCCAACUACGUCGCCCCGACAAAGCAGGGACGCCAACAGGGGCAGCGUGGGCUGUCUGGCGGAGGCGGUGGCUGGAAGUCGUCUAACGCGAAGUCGACGGAGGGCGCCGACCGCGGGAAGUCGGCGAAGAGAGGUGAUUGGAGCGGCAGUGGCUCUAGUUGA
Molecule: messenger RNA, 387 nt
Organism: Closterium sp. Naga37s-1
Lineage: Eukaryota; Viridiplantae; Streptophyta; Zygnematophyceae; Desmidiales; Closteriaceae
Source: the annotation of a GenBank genome assembly